CGUGCUUUCAAAGCUUCUUUCAAGAAAAGCAGGCAAGAUGCGAAUGGUCAUCACGGGGCAGGACAUACAGUGACUGUACCCUUGAAAGACAUUUCCCUUCAAAUGCGAUCGGUCUCAAAGGUCUCAUUGCAAUGUCCUGAAUCAGCAUAUGCAGAAGGAGGUCGGGGCGGUCCUUGGUGAGAAACGGGAGGAACCUAUCAGUCAUCUGUUUACUCCUCGUCGUGUUCAAGGUUCCUUCUCAUGCUCCCACUCUUCACUUGAACAACCGACGAGAAGCCUCAAGGCCUCCGCGCGUCAUCCUAGUAUUGCAGUCGUCUUUCUUACCGUUUGUACUCUCAGUUUCCUCCAAGUCCGCCUUGUCUUUGCCAUAUCCCACAGGUAUGUCAACUCAAUCAAGCCCUGCACCACAUCUAGCUGUUCGCCAACAGCGUCUUCUCCUUUCAAGGUGCCUCCAUCAUUGCCAGCGUCUACUCAUACCUCACCUGUAUCUUCGUUGACCCCCUAGACUCUUCGACUAUCUCCGAGCAUGAGCAGAAGGCCGACGAAGCUAUCUCCUCCGCUGCCACGUACCUAUCUUUGCCCACCAUUCCUCGGGCAUGACAUCGCCGUGUAUCCUUUCUUCCUGAC
Molecule: messenger RNA, 627 nt
Organism: Mytilinidion resinicola
Lineage: Eukaryota; Fungi; Ascomycota; Dothideomycetes; Mytilinidiales; Mytilinidiaceae
Exons: 3
Coding region: 149-505 (118 amino acids)
Source: RefSeq, a predicted model, not a curated record